This is a messenger RNA of Daldinia decipiens, 4360 nucleotides long. RefSeq lists its product as uncharacterized. Gene Ontology annotation, molecular function: protein binding. Lineage: Eukaryota; Fungi; Ascomycota; Sordariomycetes; Xylariales; Hypoxylaceae. The coding region runs from base 572 to 3895 and encodes 1107 amino acids. The transcript is spliced from 6 exons. The record is from RefSeq and is a predicted model, not a curated record.
UUGUUGACGUCUAUUUUCAAAUAUUCUUAUCAAUAUAUUAUACACCGAGUUUAUUUCAAAAACUCAAUCAAAGCUCCUCGAAUAGAGAACUUGGAAAGACCACGAACAGGAAGGAGUAUCAUCAUAAUUGCGGAUGCAAGAGCCAAGCAGAGCCUUGCCGUAUAUCCUCAACCUAAGCACUAGAGCCUGCUGCUGCUAUGCAGGAUGGGGUGCAGAUGAUUGGAUGGAGGCAAUGAUGCAUGUGAAAACUAGAAUGUCGGUGCCAAAACCUGAUUAUCAAAGCCUGGAUAACGAGACCUAGAGCCUUGUCGUAACGCGCAUCAUGUAGCAUUGACUGACAACCCCGGAUCAGGCUGAGCCGUAUAGGACGUUCUACUAUAUUCGUAGGGUAAAAGACACCAAUAUGGAUAUCCAACAGCAUGAUACGGUAGGUAUAUGCAUCCGAAUCUACUCUGUUAUAUAAAGAUUAGUAUCUCUUCGUUCCCCCCCUUAUCCUUAGAAGAAAUUCAGUUCAAUUCUUCUAGACGAAAUAUCAACAGCUAUCUCAUACGCAUACUUUUCGUCUCUCAACAUGGCUACCAAGACACGCAAGGUUCCCCAAACAGAUUGGUACCAUCAUAAAGAGACAAUCCUGAACCUAUUUCUGACUUCUGAUCUCUCCGUUGAUCAAUUAGUCCAUACAAUGAAUAGGGAUCAUGGGUUCUCUGCCACUGUCUCUCAAUAUGAGGCUCAAUUCAGAGUCUGGAACGCUCGCAAGAACUUGAAAGUCCACGAAUGGGAGGCGAUAUUCGAAAUAAUCGACCGCCUUUCAUCUCAAGAUAUACAAUCAAGAGUUGUCAUUUCAGGCCACCCCGUAUCAAUGAAUAGGGUUCUCCGGGCAAGACGCCGCUGUGAAAGAGAAACUCGCCUUGGAAAACAUCGCAGAGUGGAAACGGACCUAUCUGACGUAUCAGAUGGCCACAAGACCAGUGAUGCUUUUAUCGAAGUUCAAAAUUCAAGCGGUGAAUGGCGUCAAUAUACAAGUUCAACGCACCAGAGCAGCCCUGGUGGGGCAGUUGAGUUGGUCAUCCAGGAGUUGAUCGUCGACAACGAGGUCAAUCGAGCUAGGUUUGCAUACGAUAAUCCCCAGAACUUGCCGAGUGAUUCUUCCAAUCGGUUGACAUCUAAUGAGGGCGAGAAUUCCGCAAAUCCCGCGGGUCCUUCAAUUGAUGGUCCCGAACCUCAGGUCACGCAGGCCUUAAUUCAGUACGAAUUCAAUGAAGAUAUCAUAUCUCCAGGUGUCGAGAUGGCAACCUCUCCCUUGCGGCUAGAUUCCCUAGGCCAGUUUUCUCUCGGGACACUAUGCAUAAACGACUUGCCGUUUGAGCGGUUUGAACAAGACUUGGCAUUAGGACGCCUUGUUCUGGCUUUACACCCGUCUCCAUGGCAUGACUCCGCGCUAUUGUCCGGAACCCAGACAUUAGUGACAAAAUUUGUCGUUGAAGUUGCUACUGCUAUGUCAGAAACCAACAAGAAAACCCCUGCUCAAAAUGUUAACCAAGCAUGGUUUACGUUGCGAAAGUUACAAUCUAUUCUACCUAGAACUCAACAGGAAUCUAGACAUACCAGCUUGGCUCGGCUGUCGCAUGAUAUGCUCGAGGUUGAACUACAUCGUAUUCUUUUAUUCUCAAUUGCUAAUGGAUUUGUUGGUCUAGAUGAAAUACCUCUCAAACUAGUAUUCAGGUUUCUAGACCAACAUAUCAACGUCAGUUCCCUAUUAUCUCGCUGGUUCCAAGUUAUCCCAAAUCACUUUGCAAGAGGGCUGGCAGAGAAUUUAUUUCGAGCGUCAAUAGAAGCCGGAAAUCACCAUGCCGUUAAAUUCUUUCUACAGAAACGUUUAGUAGAUGUUAACAAUACAUUCUGUUUCCUGAAAGUUAUUCGCGAAUUACUCCGGUUUAAGCCAGAUGUUAACAAGACGUUCCUUGAUCCAUUCAACCAAAAUGAUAUCGACUGGAGGCGAGCUCUAGGAUGUUUGAUUUAUGUACCUAAAUACAUAUGGGGUCCAGAUGGAUGCUUUAUUGAAUACAGGAGCAACCGUAUAUUCCUUCCCGAGUACAUGGAAACCGUGGAUGCUUUAAUAGAUGCUGGAAUAAGGAUAUAUCCUUCCUUCAUCCGCCUCUCCCUUGAGAGGUAUGUUAAAAUGGAUCUUGCUAAGAAGCUUCUAUCUAAAAUUGCGGCAUCUGAUCACUUGGAGGUUAUCUCCAAAGGCAUCCUGUCUAUUAUCAUCAGGCAGCUUCCAGCUGGGGACGCCUUAGAAAUCAUUUCUAAGAUCAUGCCCAGUUACGAGGAAACCAGGUGUAAGUGUCCAAGUUACCAGGAUGAGAUACAUUGGGCAAUCAUUACUGCCGCCAAGCAAGGCAACAUCCAACUUGUUCAACGCCUUUUCCAGCAUGCUAAGUCUUCAACCCAAAUCCUAAGCGCGGCGAUCAGAGGAGGCAACCAAGAACUUAUUGAGUUCAUCCUAGCUCAAAAGCCCGCUAUAUGCCAGACACCUGCCGAACUAAUUAACAAACCAAUCAAUUUGGUGAAACCUCGAUUUUCGGAUUAUACAACACCACUGGCUGAAGCAAUAGACGGAGAGUAUGAGUUACUCGUGAAGAGUCUUGAAAAUGAAGGCGCUCUUGAACACCUUAAUAAUGUGACCUACACCUGUUAUCCUAAUAUACCUUCGCGGCUCGAUACCGCGAUAUGCGCUGCAUCCAGAGUGGGAAACAUCCUGUAUAUCAGAAAACUACUAUCCAUCACUACUGACAUCAACGAUGAAGCCGCCAUCAAUGCGUUGUCAGAGGCAUCCAAAAAUAGACGAGAAGACAUAAUUCGACUUUUACUCGACUCGGGAGUUCGUAUUAAUGUCCGUGGCUCAUCCGAACAUAUUAACCUAAAACCUCCGGAGAUAUUGGAUUUCUUUUGCCAGCAUAACCUCCUGUCUGGCGAUAAUUUAAUAAGAGGCCUGAGCAUAGUAGUCAAACAAUUGGGACUAAAUAUGGCCAAUGCUGGCAUGCUAUUGUAUGCUGCAAGAAAACAGCCAAAUAUGCUACGAACACUUUUGGCAUAUAUUCCAUCUACUCAAGAAGCUACCUUUGGGUUUGGAGCAUCUUGUGUUGUGGAUGUAAUUCGGCGCGGCGAUCUGGAAUCAUUGGAUAUUCUUCUUGCCUGCAAAGCUAUUGAUUUCAAGCAUGUAUUCAACUACGGCAUGACGCCCCUAGCAGCGGCUAUCGAACUCGAGGCAGUAAGCUGUUGUUCCCAAUUUCCGUGUACGGCAAGACUUCUUGACGCAGGUUGUGACCCUAACGAACUUGUCGUAUUCGAUUAUCCCGUUAGCCAUCACAGACCACCCAGAACAACACAAUUUAUUAUAGCAAUUAAUACAGGGAAUAAGAAUCUGGUACAACUUCUUUUAGGUCGUGGCGCUGACGUUAACAAAGGAGCUGCCCAUGGGAUUAAUCAGACCCCAUUGCAGGCUGCGGCAGAAGGCGCAGAUCUUGACAUGACUGAAUUAUUGCUUCAGAAUGGAGCAGAUGUCAAGGGAAAGCCCUCAACAUGUUAUGGUGGUACGGCUCUACAGUUUGCGGCCAUAGGCGGGAACUGCAAUAUUGCAGCACUUCUUAUUGAUCGGGGUGCUAAUGUAUAUGAUCCCCCGUCCACAUUCAAUGGACGAUGGCCUCUGGAGGGCGCCGCCGAAUACGACCGGAUAGAUAUGAUUCAGUUCCUCUGGAACGUCAGUCUUGGUGGCUUUCCUAUUGAGCAAUGUCGUAAGGCAAUAGAACUUGCGGAGAAGAACGGGCAUAGAGCAUGUGGGGAUUUGAUUCGGGAAUUGGCAGCUUCGAGUGGGAUCAUGCUCACACUUGAGAAUUAAGAGUAAGGUCGGGUUGUUUUCCGUACUUCUACGCUUUUACCGUUUACAUGAUAAGAUAAAGGGGGUUUGGGAGUCAUAGGGGUUUUUUGAUUUAGGUAGUUUCUCACGUUGGUAAUUGCUGCUAUCGAAAAGAACAUAACUACCCGAGGAAACUAACGGCUCGUGGUAUAAUGCUGGACAUGAUUUUGAGCAGUACAGACGUUUUUGUUGGAAGAUGGAACUGCUCUUUGGGCCAUAGAAACUUCUUCUCUGGAUAUGAAUUAAUUCAUUUACGUUUCCUAGGCUACUGGUAGAUUGGAUAAGUCCCUUACUCUACGCUCUAGUCUCCUGCCCAGUUAAGUAUAGUUAUAAAUGGAAUGAAAGGUUCAAUCCGUUCUUACUAUAGGUAAAACGCACUUCCUUUUGGUAACUUCACUAGGUCACCAUGGAACCUAUGUUGUCGUAUUUUCACUGUGGUUCCCUCCC